CUUCUCAAGCUUGCGAACACAGAGGAGUACAUAGAUGGCGCGUUGUCCGGACACCUGGGCGAAGUUUUGAUAAGGUGCAAUAAUGUUUUGUACAUCAGAGGUGUGGAAGAAGAGGAAGAAGAUGGAGAAAUGAGAGAAUAG
Leptosomus discolor (cuckoo roller) is the source of this 141-nucleotide messenger RNA. The record is from RefSeq and is a predicted model, not a curated record. Lineage: Eukaryota; Metazoa; Chordata; Aves; Leptosomiformes; Leptosomidae.